Spodoptera litura is the source of this 16054-nucleotide messenger RNA. The record is from RefSeq and is a predicted model, not a curated record. Lineage: Eukaryota; Metazoa; Arthropoda; Insecta; Lepidoptera; Noctuidae.
CGCUCGCGCAGCCCGGACGUUUGAGAAUCGGAUUUUUUAAAUCCAAAUUUCGAAAUUCCAAUCCCGACUCCGACUGGAAAGGCCACGUGAUUGGGUUGAUUUUGUAAAAGGAACGUGUGUUAAUGAAAUUAGCAUCUCUAGUGUUGUGAACGGUGAAAAAUGUGUGAACAGUGCGUGCAGCGUUGAUUCCAGAAAAAAGGAUUUAUUUGUGCGUUUUUGGCGCAUGUGUGAUGCAUUUCGAGUGUUAUGGCAACGUUGCAGUAACGUACUGACAGUUAACUGAGAAUUCAAAAUGGCGGAAGCGGAGGGAGGAGCAAGCGAGCAAGAUGAUGUUUCAUUCUUGCGUACGGAAGACAUGGUCUGCCUGUCAUGCACGGCGACUGGCGAGAGAGUGUGUUUGGCGGCCGAGGGGUUCGGUAACCGACACUGUUUCCUCGAGAACAUCGCCGAUAAGAACAUACCGCCAGAUCUAUCACAGUGUGUGUUUGUCAUCGAACAGGCUUUAUCAGUAAGAGCGUUGCAAGAGUUGGUGACGGCUGCAGGGUCUGAAACUGGAAAAGAAAACUUAGGUAAAGGCACCGGUUCUGGUCAUCGUACCCUGUUGUACGGCAAUGCUAUCCUACUACGACAUCUCAACAGUGACAUGUACCUGGCCUGUCUGUCGACUUCUUCAUCUCAGGACAAGCUGGCCUUUGACGUGGGUCUGCAAGAGCAUUCGCAGGGUGAAGCCUGCUGGUGGACGCUGCACCCUGCCAGCAAACAAAGAUCUGAGGGUGAGAAAGUCCGAGUCGGUGAUGACUUGAUUCUGGUAUCUGUGGCUACUGAAAGAUACUUGCACACUACAAAAGAAAAUGAAGUAUCGAUAGUGAACGCUUCAUUCCACGUGACUCACUGGUCAGUGCAACCAUACGGUACUGGCAUCUCUCGUAUGAAGUACGUGGGUUAUGUCUUCGGAGGUGAUGUCCUGAGGUUCUUCCACGGAGGAGACGAGUGUCUCACCAUACCCAGUACGUGGACUAAAGAUGGGGGACAGAAUAUUGUUGUCUACGAGGGCGGUUCCGUGAUGUCACAAGCUCGUUCACUAUGGCGCUUAGAACUAGCUCGCACCAAGUGGGCAGGAGGCUUCAUCAACUGGUACCACCCAAUGCGAAUCCGACACAUCACGACUGGCAGAUACCUCGGAGUCAAUGACCAGAAUGAGCUGUAUUUAGUUAGCAGAGAGGAAGCCACAACAGCGUCCUGCGCGUUCUGCCUCCGCCAAGAGAAGGACGAUCAGAAGCAGGUGCUGGAAGACAAGGACCUGGAAGUUAUAGGCGCUCCGAUCAUCAAGUAUGGUGACUCCACUGUCAUUGUACAGCAUUCAGAGACUGGGUUGUGGCUCUCUUAUAAGUCGUACGAGACAAAGAAGAAAGGAGUAGGUAAAGUAGAAGAGAAGCAAGCGAUCCUUCACGAGGAAGGCAAGAUGGACGACGGACUAGACUUCUCAAGGUCACAAGAGGAGGAGUCCAGGACUGCUAGAGUCAUUAGGAAGUGUUCGUCUCUGUUCACCAAGUUUAUCAAUGGUCUUGAAACUCUGCAAGAGAACCGUCGUCAUUCGAUGUUCUUCGCGUCAGUUAAUCUUGGGGAGAUGGUGAUGUGCCUCGAGGAUCUGAUCAACUACUUCGCUCAGCCAGAUGAGGAUAUGGAGCACGAAGAAAAACAGAACAAAUUCCGCGCGCUCCGAAACCGUCAGGACCUGUUCCAAGAGGAAGGUAUCCUCAACCUGAUCCUCGAAGCCAUCGACAAGAUCAACGUCAUCACAUCGCAGGGUUUCUUGGCUGGGUUCCUGGCUGGAGACGAGUCUGGACAGAGCUGGGAGAUGAUCUCGGGGUACCUGUAUCAGUUGCUUGCGGCCAUAAUAAAGGGCAACCACACGAACUGCGCGCAGUUCGCCAACUCGAACCGCCUGAACUGGUUGUUCUCCCGGCUCGGCUCGCAGGCGUCGGGCGAGGGGACCGGCAUGUUGGACGUACUACACUGCGUGCUCAUUGACUCGCCUGAAGCUUUGAAUAUGAUGAGGGAUGAACACAUAAAAGUAAUUAUCUCCCUCCUUGAGAAGCACGGUCGUGACCCGAAAGUACUAGAUGUCCUAUGUUCACUCUGCGUCGGUAACGGGGUGGCGGUCCGUUCGUCACAGAACAAUAUCUGCGACUAUUUACUGCCUGGCAAGAACUUGCUAUUGCAGACUGCCUUAGUAGACCAUGUGUCCAGUGUUCGUCCAAAUAUCUUCGUGGGACGUGUAGAAGGGUCGGCAGUGUACCGUAAAUGGUACUUUGAAGUGACCAUGGACCACAUCGAGAAGACCACACAUAUGAUGCCGCAUCUUAGAAUCGGAUGGGCUAAUACUACUGGCUACGUUCCCUACCCUGGUGGUGGUGAGAAGUGGGGAGGUAACGGUGUGGGAGAUGAUCUAUACUCGUAUGGUUUCGAUGGAGCAUACCUCUGGUCUGGUGGCAGGAAGACGCAGGUUAACAGGACCCACGCUGAAGAACCUUAUAUUAGGAAAGGUGAUGUCAUCGGCUGCGCCUUAGACCUGACAGUGCCUAUCAUCAACUUCAUGUUCAACGGCGUGAGAGUGACAGGCUCCUUCACGAACUUCAACCUGGAGGGCAUGUUCUUCCCUGUCAUCAGCUGUUCGAGCAAGCUGAGUUGUCGUUUCCUCCUGGGAGGCGAGCACGGUCGGCUCCGUUACGCGGCCCCGGAGGGGUACUCUCCCCUGGUGGAGUCGCUCCUUCCUCAACAGAUCCUCAGCCUGGAGCCAUGCUUCUACUUCGGGAACUUGUCCAAGCGAGCUCUGGCUGGUCCACCGCUAGUACAGGAUGAUACAGCUUUCGUGCCAACUCCUGUUGAUACGCUGCAGAUACCAUUACCUUCAUACGUGGAACAGAUCAGAGACAAGCUAGCUGAAAAUAUUCAUGAAAUGUGGGCCAUGAACAAGAUCGAAGCAGGUUGGAUGUACGGAGACCAGCGCGAUGACUUGCACAAGAUCCACCCCUGCCUGGUCCCCUUCGAGCGCCUGCCUCCCGCGGAGAAGAGAUACGACAUACAACUUGCUGUGCAAACACUCAAGACAAUCCUGGCCCUAGGCUACUACAUCAGCUUAGACAAGCCGCCGGCGCGCAUACGCAACGUUCGUCUGCCGAACGAACCGUUCAUGCAGUCAAACGGCUACAAGCCAGCACCCCUGGACCUGAGUGCUGUCACCCUGACACCCAAGAUGGACGAGCUCGUGGACCAACUCGCUGAGAACACUCACAAUCUAUGGGCCAGGGAGAGGAUCCAGCAGGGCUGGACAUAUGGACUUAAUGAGGACCCCGACAUGCACCGUUCCCCCCACCUGGUGCCCUACCCGAAGGUAGACGAUGCCAUAAAGAAGGCCAACAGAGAUACUGCCUCGGAGACUGUGAGGACUUUACUAGUCUACGGAUACAACCUGGACCCACCCACUGGAGAACAGCAUGAAGCCCUCUUGUUAGAAGCAUCAAAACAGAAGCAAGCAGAGUUCAGAACGUACAGAGCUGAAAAGAACUAUGCUGUCGGCUCCGGAAAGUGGUACUUCGAGUUCGAAAUCCUUACAGCUGGGCCGAUGAGGGUGGGUUGGGCCCAUGCCGAUAUGGCUCCAGGCAUGAUGCUUGGCCAAGACGAAAACUCCUGGGCAUUCGAUGGUUACAAUGAGGAAAAAGUGUUCAGCGGUAGCACAGAAUCGUUCGGCAAGCAAUGGUCUGUGGGAGACGUAGUCGGCGUGUUCCUAGAUCUCAUUGAUAAGACGAUAAGUUUCUCUCUGAACGGAGAGCUGUUGAUGGACGCUCUCGGUGGAGAGACCACAUUCGCAGAUGUUCAGGGCGAUAACUUCGUACCAGCUUGCACUUUGGGAGUGGGACAGAAAGCCAGAUUAACAUACGGUCAAGAUGUGAACACCCUGAAAUAUUUCACGACGUGCGGUCUUCAGGAGGGCUAUGAGCCAUUCUGUGUCAACAUGAAACGCGACGUGACACACUGGUACACGAAGGACCAGCCCAUCUUCGAGAACACGGACGAGAUGAUCGACACCAGGAUUGAUGUUACUAGGAUACCUGCUGGAUCUGACACGCCACCGUGCUUGAAAAUAUCUCACAACACAUUCGAGACUAUGGAAAAAGCGAACUGGGAGUUCUUGCGACUGUCACUACCCGUCAUCUGCCACAACGAGUUUAUCGAUGAAGCAGAAAAAGCCAGGCGCUGGGUGGAAAUCAAGGAACGCCAGCAGAUUCUGAUGAAGGAGGCCGUGGAAGCUCAGAUGCCUGCUCACAUCGACCAGAUCAUGAGGAGUGGCUUCACCAUGAAUGAUAUUAAAGGUUUGCACUACGAGGACAAUCAGGAAGAGGUCCCAAGUUCGAAGGUCAAGCGGCAACCGUCGAGACCUCCACGUAAGGGUUCGAUGACCAGAGGCGUGUCUAUACAAAAUUACAAUAAUUUACAACCAGGUCAAGUAAACGGUAUGCAUCGGUCGACCAGUGAGGCUGAGAUGGCUAAAUACGACUUGGGAGCACAGAACUUGAGUCCUGAUGAUAAGAAGGAUAAACGAGGACGGUCACCUUUCAAGUUCUUCAGAAGCAAACGAGGUGAAAGCAGCGACCGUGCCAAGAGUCGUAAGUCCAAGACACCAGAUCCAUUCAGUGACACCGAAGUAUCCCCUGAACGUGGACCUCGAAGACCAAACCCUCAGAUCAAAGUGUCACAGGCGAAUCAAAGAUAUAACGGCAUGAACGCGCGCCCUAGUCGGACCAACUUGUACGGAAGCCAAGUUGGUCUCAACAUGGCGACGCCUACGCAAGACAGGAAACAAAUGACUACGAGCACUCUUGCGCAGUCUACGACGGAAACUGUUGGCAAUGAGAUCUUCGACGCUGAGUGCUUGAAGCUCAUCAAUGAAUACUUUUAUGGAGUUAGGAUAUUCCCCGGUCAAGAUCCGACACAUGUGUACAUAGGUUGGGUGACGACCCAGUACCAUCUUCACUCCAAGGACUUCAACCAGAGCAAGGUGACCAAGUCAUCGGUUAUCAUCACCGAUGAUUACGACAGGGUUAUCGAAAAUGUAAACCGCCAAUCCUGCUACAUGGUGCGCGCUGACGAGCUGUACAACGAGGUGAUGGCUGAAGCCACAGCUAAGGGAGCGUCCCAAGGCAUGUUCAUUGGGUGCUCCGUGGAUACCUCCACUGGCACUGUCUCCUUUACUUGUGAGGGCAAGGAUACUAGCUUUAAAUUCAAGAUGGAACCAGAAACGAAGCUGUUCCCAGCAAUCUUCGUGGAGGCGACGUCGAAGGAGAUCCUCCAGAUAGAACUGGGAAGGUCUACCACCAGCCUGCCUCUGUCGGCCGCAGUGCUCCCGACCAGUGACAAGCACGUCAUCCCCCAGUUCCCCCCCAGGUUGAAAGUGCAGUGCUUGAAGCCACAUCAGUGGGCUAGAGUACCGAACCAAUCCUUACAAGUACACGCUCUGAAGUUGUCAGACAUCCGCGGUUGGUCCAUGCUGUGUGAGGAUGCAGUGUCUAUGCUAGCGUUGCAUAUACCAGAGGAAGACCGUUGCAUAGACAUUCUAGAACUAAUAGAAAUGGACAAACUUCUAAGUUUCCACUCACACACACUCACGCUGUAUGCCGCAUUGUGUUACCAGAGUAACUAUAGGGCGGCGCACGCGCUGUGCACGCACGUGGACCAGAAGCAGUUGCUGUACGCGAUCCAGUCGCAGUACAUGUCGGGCCCGCUGCGACAAGGCUUCUACGAUCUACUCAUCGCGCUGCAUCUCGAGUCACAUGCUACCACCAUGUAUGUAUCACUGCAAUUUCUAUUUUCCCGUUUCAGUGAAAGCAUAACAGACAUUAGCAACCUAUACUCGCCGUACUUCCCGCUGGAGGUGGUCCGUGAGUUCGUGAUGCAAGCUCUGGCGGAGGCCGUGGAGACCAACCAGGUCCAUAACAGGGAUCCUGUAGGAGGCAGCAAUGAGAACCUGUUCCUGCCAUUAAUAAAGCUAGUAGACCGACUACUCUUAGUCGGAAUGAUGCGCGAUGAAGAUGUUGAGAAGCUGCUCAUCAUGACUAACCCAGAAACGUGGGACCCUUCGUUUGACAAAGAAGGUAAAGACGAGCACCGCAAAGGUCUACUUCACAUGAAAAUGGCCGAAGGCGCAAAGUUACAGAUGUGUUACCUACUACAACAUCUGAACGACAUACAGCUGAGACACAGGGUCGAAGCUAUCAUUGCGUUUGCGCAUGACUUCGUUGGAGAUCUACAGACUGAUCAGUUGAGACGUUACACAGAGAUCAAGCAGUCAGACCUGCCCAGCGCGGUAGCAGCUAAGAAGACGAGAGAGUUCCGUUGCCCACCCAGAGAACAAAUGAACGCAAUCUUGAGUUUCAAGCACUUGGAAGAAGAAGACAAAGAGAACUGUCCAUGUGGAGAGGAACUUAUCGCCAGGAUGAACGAGUUCCACGAGAGUCUGAUGGCACAUGUGUCGCUUAAUGCUUUACAGGAACCGGAUGGCACGGAGAACCAAGAACCUGAAGCGAAACCAGGUGCCUUUGGCAAGUUGUACAACAUCAUCAACACUGUGAAGGAACUUGAAGAAGAACCCAAGGCUAUCGAUGAGCCACCAAAGAAGACCCCAGAAGAGAAGUUCCGUAAGGUCUUAAUCCAGACCAUCGUCAACUGGGCUGAGGAGUCGCAGAUUGAAACUCCCAAACUGGUCAGGGAGAUGUUCAGUCUCCUAGUCCGUCAAUACGACGCAGUGGGCGAGUUGAUCCGUGCCCUGGAGAAGACGUACGUCAUCAAUGCGAAGACCAAGUUGGACGUGGCAGAGAUGUGGGUCGGACUCAGUCAGAUCCGAGCUCUUCUACCGGUACAGAUGAGUCAGGAGGAAGAGGAACUUAUGCGGAAGAGGCUUUGGAAACUCGUCAACAACCACACGUUUUUCCAACAUCCAGACUUGAUAAGAGUGCUCCGCGUGCACGAGAACGUGAUGGCGGUGAUGAUGAACACGCUGGGCCGCCGCGCGCAGGCGCAGUCCGACGCGCAGCCCGCCUCGCCGCCCGUCGCAGAGGACAACAAGGAGAAGGACACAUCCCACGAGAUGGUAGUAGCGUGUUGUCGUUUCCUCUGCUACUUCUGUCGUACGGGACGACAGAACCAGAAGGCAAUGUUCGAUCACUUCGACUUCCUGCUGGAGAACUCCAACAUCUUGCUGUCCAGACCCUCGUUGAGAGGUUCCACGCCUCUAGACGUGGCGUAUUCCAGUUUGAUGGAGAAUACUGAGCUGGCUUUGGCUUUGAGGGAGCACUACCUAGAAAAGAUAGCAGUGUACCUUUCUCGCUGUGGACUACAGAGCAACUCGGAGCUCGUCGAGAAAGGAUACCCGGACCUUGGGUGGGAUCCAGUCGAGGGCGAACGUUACCUGGACUUCCUACGAUUCUGUGUCUGGGUUAACGGUGAAAGCGUAGAAGAGAACGCGAACUUAGUGAUCCGUCUUCUGAUCCGUCGUCCAGAGUGCUUGGGUCCCGCCCUCAGAGGAGAGGGUGAGGGUCUACUGAAGGCCAUCGUAGACGCUAAUAAAAUGAGUGAGAGGAUCGCAGACAGGAGGAAACUGAGGGAGAUGGAGCAAGAAGGGGAUAUUAAUUUCAGUCACCCGCUCCCCGAGUCCGACGAGGACGAGGACUACAUCGACACUGGCGCCGCCAUACUUAACUUCUACUGUACUCUAGUGGACUUGCUGGGACGGUGCGCGCCUGAUGCAGGGGUUAUUGCACUGGGCAAAAACGAGUCCCUCCGAGCCCGCGCCAUCCUCCGUUCCUUGGUGCCCCUGGAGGACCUGCAGGGAGUGCUGAGUCUGAGGUUCACGCUCAACAACCCCGCUGCAGGAGAGGAGAGACCUAAGUCUGACAUGCCGUCAGGGCUGAUCCCCGGCCACAAGCAGAGCGUGGGUCUGUUCCUGGAGCGAGUGUACGGCAUAGAGACCCAGGAACUGUUCUACAAGUUGUUGGAGGAAGCGUUCCUACCUGACCUCAGGGCGGCUACCAUGCUGGAUAGGAACGACGGUUGCGAGUCCGACAUGGCUCUCUCGAUGAACCGCUACAUCGGGAACUCCAUCCUGCCUCUACUGAUCAAACACGCCUACUUCUACAACGAGGCCGAGAACUACGCCAGUCUCCUGGACGCCACGCUACAUACUGUUUAUAGGUUAUCAAAGAACCGCAUGUUAACCAAGGGUCAGCGUGAGGCGGUGUCAGACUUCCUAGUCGCCCUAACAUCGGCCAUGCAGCCUUCUAUGUUGUUGAAACUAUUGAGGAAACUGACAGUGGAUGUGUCCAAGCUGUCGGAGUACACGACUGUCGCUCUUAGGCUUCUAACCCUUCACUACGAGCGUUGUGCCAAGUACUACGGUAGUACAGGAGCCGGCCAAGGCGUGUACGGAGCAUCAUCAGACGAGGAGAAGAGGCUCACCAUGAUGCUAUUCUCAAACAUCUUCGAUUCCCUCAGCAAGAUGGACUAUGAGCCUGAACUCUUUGGGAAGGCGUUGCCAUGUUUGAUUGCUAUUGGAUGCGCUUUACCACCCGAUUAUUCGCUUUCCAAGAACUAUGACGAUGAAUUCUACGGCAAAGAACAAGUAGCUGGUGACCUAGACAAUCCUCAAUACGACCCUCAGCCGAUCAACACAUCAUCAGUAGCCCUCAACAAUGACUUAAACACAAUAGUCCAGAAGUUCUCAGAACAUUACCACGAUGCCUGGGCUUCUAGGAAGAUCGAGAACGGAUGGGUCUACGGAGAAGGAUGGUCUGAUAGCCAGAAGACGCAUCCACGACUGAAACCGUAUAAUAUGCUUAAUGACUAUGAAAAGGAGCGUUACAAGGAACCAGUUCGUGAAUCUUUGAAAGCCCUUCUAGCCAUCGGAUGGUCAGUGGAACAUUCAGAAGUGGACAUACCAAGCACCAACCGCAGUUCCAUGAGAAGGCAAUCCAAAUCGGGAGGCCGCCCUCCCGAUAUUGUGACGGACUCAGCAACUCCCUUCAACUACAACCCGCACCCAGUAGACAUGACCAACUUGACGCUAUCAAGAGAGAUGCAGAAUAUGGCAGAAAGACUGGCUGAUAAUGCCCACGAUAUCUGGGCUAAGAAGAAGAAAGAAGAGCUUGUUACUAAUGGAGGAGGUAUCCACCCACAACUCGUACCCUAUGAUCUCUUAACAGACAAAGAGAAGAAGAAGGACAGAGAGAGAUCGCAAGAGUUCCUCAAAUAUUUACAAUACCAGGGUUACAAACUACACAGGCCAAGCAAGGCACCACAGAGUGAUACGGAACAGACCACUACGGGCGUAGCAAUAGAGCUCAGAUUCGCAUACUCGUUACUGGAGAAGUUGAUACAGUAUAUAGAUAGAGCGACCAUCAAUAUGAAGCUCUUGAAACCUUCUACUACUUUCAGUAGGAGAACUAGUUUUAAAACUAGUACGAGGGAUAUUAAGUUCUUUUCUAAGGUGGUGCUGCCUCUGAUGGAGAAGUACUUCUCAACGCAUAGAAACUACUUCAUAGCAGUAGCUACUGCUACCAACAAUGUGGGUGCUGCCAGUUUAAAGGAGAAAGAGAUGGUUGCAGCCCUAUUCUGUAAACUGGCCAGUUUACUUAGAUCUAGACUCGCAGCUUUCGGUCCUGAUGUCCGCAUCACCGUCCGUUGUCUCCAAGUGCUGGUCAAAGGCAUCGACGCCAAGUCUCUGGUGAAGAACUGCCCCGAGUUCAUCAGGACAUCCAUGUUGACCUUCUUCAAUAAUGUCGCUGAUGAUGUAGGGCAUACCAUCAUGAAUCUUCAGGAUGGUAAAUACGCACAUCUCCGAGGUACACACUUGAAGACUUCCACUUCACUUGGCUACAUCAACGGAGUUCUACUACCAAUACUGACGGCCAAGUUUGAUCACUUGGCCAACUGCGAGUACGGAGCUGACCUACUAUUGGAUGAGAUCCAAGUGGCUUCAUACAAAAUGCUGGGUUCACUGUACGCUUUAGGCACUGACGCGUCCCUCACACACGACAGAAAAUACCUCAAGACUGAAAUCGAGAGACAUAAACCUGCUUUGGGUUCGUGCCUCGGUGCGUUCAGCUCGACAUUCCCAGUGGCGUUCUUGGAGCCCCACUUGAACAAACACAAUCAGUUCUCCUUGCUGAACAGGAUCGCUGACCACUCUUUGGAGGCUCAAGAUAUAAUGCAGAAAAUGGAACAAUGCAUGCCGACACUAGAAACGAUCUUGGGUGAAGUGGACCAGUUCGUGGAGUCUGAUAAGACUUACAACGAAGCUCCUCAUAUUAUUGAUGUGGUGUUGCCUUUACUCUGCUCUUACUUGCCGUUCUGGUGGGCACAGGGACCUGAUAACGUUACUCCUACUGGAGGCAACCAUGUAACAAUGGUGACAGCAGAACACAUGAACCAACUUCUAAAGAACGUUCUGAAGCUUAUCAAGAAGAACAUAGGCAAUGAGAACGCUCCAUGGAUGACGCGCAUAGCUACCUACACCCAACAGAUCAUCAUCAACAGUUCAGAGGAACUCCUCAGGGACUCCUUCCUUCCUCUCGCUGAGAGGGUCCGAAAGAGGACCGAUAAUAUGUUCCAUAAGGAGGAGAGCUUGAGAGGAUUUAUUAAGUCAUCAACUGACGAUACAUCUCAAGUAGAAUCUCAAAUCCAAGAAGACUGGCAGCUGUUGGUUCGUGACAUUUAUUCCUUCUACCCACUGCUCAUCAAAUAUGUAGACUUACAAAGAAACCACUGGCUCAGGAACAACGUGCCAGAGGCUGAAGAGCUUUACAACCACGUAGCUGAAAUUUUCAACAUCUGGUCCAAGAGUCAGUACUUCUUGAAAGAAGAGCAGAACUUCAUAUCUGCUAAUGAGAUUGAUAACAUGGUACUGAUCAUGCCAACAGCAACUAGAAGGGUAACAGCAGUUGUAGACGGUACUCCACAAGCCGGUGGCAAGAAAAAGAAGAAGCACCGCGAUAAGAAGCGAGAUAAAGACAAAGAAGUCCAAGCCUCUCUAAUGGUGGCCUGUCUCAAAAGACUUCUGCCAGUAGGCCUGAACCUCUUCGCAGGUAGAGAGCAGGAACUGGUACAGCAUUGCAAAGACAGGUUCCUGAAGAAAAUGUCUGAACAAGAUGUAGCUGAAUUUGCGAAAACACAAUUGACAUUGCCUGAUAAAAUUGACCCAGCUGAUGAAAUGUCUUGGCAACAUUAUUUGUAUAGCAAACUGGGUUCUAAGAGUAAAACGAAUAUAACUGUUGAGACUGCUGAGAAUAAAGCUAAAAUAAUUGAUGACACCGUGGAAAGGAUUGUUGCUAUGAGCAAAGUGCUGUUUGGAUUACAUAUGAUUGACCAUCCCCAACAAAUGAGUAAGAAUGUCUACCGUUCAGUGGUGUCUAUCCAACGUAAGCGAGCUGUCAUCGCUUGCUUCAGACAAACGUCGCUACAUUCUCUGCCGAGACAUCGAGCGUGUAAUAUAUUCGCUCGAACAUAUUACGAGCUGUGGCUGGAAGAAGAGAACGUUGGCCAAGAAGUCAUGAUUGAAGAUCUUACGCAAUCGUUCGAAGACGCGGAGCUGAAGAAGAGCGACGGUGAGGAGGAGGGAGAGAAGCCUGAUCCUCUGACACAGCUAGUCACCACCUUCUGCAGGGGAGCCAUGACUGAGAGAUCUGGAGCGUUGCAGGAGGAUCCCCUCUACAUGUCUUACGCACACAUCAUAGCGAAGUCCUGUGGAGAAGAAGAGGAAGAAGGGGGCGGGGAAGAAGAAGAGGGCGGGGGUGAAGCCGAGGCAGAAGAUGAGGGCAGAGCCAGUAUACAUGAACAAGAAAUGGAAAAACAGAAGCUCCUCUUCCAUCAAGCUCGUCUAGCGAACAGGGGUGUGGCAGAGAUGGUGCUCCUCCAUAUAUCUGCGUCCAAGGGGCUACCUAGCGAGAUGGUGAUGAAGACUCUACAGCUGGGAAUCUCUAUACUUAGGGGAGGCAAUAUUGAUAUACAGAUGGGUAUGCUGAACCAUCUGAAAGACAAAAAAGACGUCGGUUUCUUCACUUCGAUAGCUGGUCUCAUGAACUCCUGUUCCGUGCUCGAUCUGGACGCCUUCGAGAGGAAUACUAAGGCUGAAGGUCUGGGAGUGGGCCUGGAAGGCGCGGCAGGUGAGAAGAACAUGCACGACGCGGAGUUCACGUGCGCACUGUUCCGGUUCAUACAACUUACUUGUGAAGGACACAACUUGGACUGGCAGAACUAUCUCAGAACGCAGGCUGGUAACACGACGACAGUGAACGUCGUCAUCUGUACCGUCGACUAUCUGCUGCGGCUACAGGAGUCCAUCAUGGACUUCUACUGGCAUUACUCCAGCAAGGAGUUAAUCGAUCCAGCUGGCAAGGCGAACUUCUUCAAGGCGAUAGGUGUCGCGUCCCAAGUGUUCAACACUCUCACUGAGGUCAUCCAGGGACCUUGUACACAGAACCAACAGGCUCUGGCACACUCUAGGUUAUGGGACGCAGUAGGUGGUUUCCUGUUCCUAUUCUCCCACAUGCAGGACAAGUUGUCGAAACACUCGUCCCAGGUGGACCUGCUGAAGGAACUCCUCAACCUGCAGAAGGAUAUGAUCACUAUGAUGCUGUCUAUGCUGGAAGGAAACGUUGUUAACGGCACUAUCGGUAAGCAGAUGGUGGAUACGCUAGUAGAAUCUGCAUCCAACGUGGAGCUGAUCCUGAAAUACUUCGACAUGUUCCUGAAACUGAAGGACCUGACAUCUAGCGCCAGCUUCCAGGAGAUUGAUGCUAAUAAUGAUGGAUGGGUGCUGCCUAAGGACUUUAAGGAGAAGAUGGAACAGCAGAAGAGUUAUACACCUGAAGAAAUCGAGUUCCUCCUAGCAUGCUGUGAGACGAACCACGAUGGGAAACUGGACUACAUCGGCUUCUGUGACCGGUUCCAUGAACCUGCCAAGGAGAUCGGGUUCAACUUGGCUGUACUGCUCACCAAUUUGUCUGAACAUAUGCCUAAUGAACCCAGGUUGGCCCGUUUCCUAGAGACAGCUGGUUCUGUCCUGAACUACUUCGAGCCAUUCCUCGGUCGCAUCGAGAUCAUGGGCGGCUCCAAGCGGAUAGAGCGAGUCUACUUCGAGAUCAAGGAGUCUAACAUCGAACAGUGGGAGAAACCACAGAUUAAGGAAUCCAAACGCGCAUUCUUCUACAGCAUAGUAACAGAAGGAGGAGACAAGGAGAAGUUGGAGGCCUUCGUCAACUUCUGUGAGGACGCCAUCUUUGAAAUGACUCACGCGUCCGGACUCAUGGCCGCGUCCGAGGAGUCUGUCGGGGGAACCAAGAAUAGGGAGGCUAGCUACAUGUAUAUGGGAGAUGAUGAUGAUGAGAGAGCCGGCAAAGAUCCAUUCCGUCGUGGUCUCCAAUCAGUAAAAGACGGCAUCUACACAGCAUUCUCAUCCUUAUCCCCAUCGAACAUAAAGGCGAAAAUCGCAGAUCUCCAACAAAUGCCGCCAGCAGAACUUGCAGUGGGCUUCUUCAAAAUGUUCUUCCUAUUAUUCUAUUACUUGGGCUACGGAAUGCUCGUCGUGAUCAGGUACAUAUUCGGCGUCCUUCUCGGUCUGAUGAGAGGUCCACAGACGGACGAACCGCCGCCCGAACCGACAGAGGAGGAGAAAAUCGGUCAGUUAAGACACAGGUUGCUAGCCACACAAAGUUCUCGACAUCUACCAGCGUUACCACCAGCUGACGACACUGGGCAGAUGCAGGUCUCCGCAUUCGGACUGGAUAUCACUAAAGAAGACAAUGGACAGAUACAGGUAAAACCGCACGAGUCACCGAGCACAUCAACGCCAUCUUCCGGCGAGGAGGCUGAAGUAUCUCCUGAUGAGAACGCCGACCAUCCUGAGGAACAGAGACCACCGUCACUCAUCGAUCUACUUGGAGGAGAACAAGCGAAGAAGCAGGCUCAAGAACGUAUGGAAGCGCAGGCUGCCCAACAAGCUGCUAUGUCCGCUAUUGAAGCUGAGAGCAAAAAGGCAGUCCAAGGUCCGGCUCCAUCAGCGUUAUCACAAGUGGACCUGUCCCAGUACACCAGGCGUGCGGUCUCCUUCUUGGCUCGAAACUUCUAUAAUUUGAAAUACGUCGCCCUCGUCUUGGCUUUCUGUAUCAACUUUGUACUGCUGUUCUAUAAGGUGUCUACGUUGGACGCGGAAGGUGGCGAGGGUUCUGGUCUGGGCGAUAUCAUCGCUGGAUCUGGAUCGGGCUCAGGAUCUGGCAGUGGAGAUGGUGGUAGCGGUGAAUCAGGUGAAGACGACGAUGCUUUAGAAGUGGUACAUAUAGACGAGGACUUCUUCUACAUGGAGCAUGUCAUCAAAGUGGCCGCCGUACUGCACUCCAUCGUGUCUCUGGCUAUACUUAUUGGAUAUUACCAUCUUAAGGUGCCACUAGCUAUCUUCAAGCGUGAGAAAGAGAUCGCCCGUAAGCUGGAGUUUGAUGGUCUUUACAUCGCUGAGCAGCCAGAAGACGACGACCUCAAGAGCCACUGGGAUAAACUUGUUAUAUCUGCCAAAUCGUUCCCGGUGAACUAUUGGGAUAAGUUCGUGAAGAAGAAGGUUCGUGCCAAGUACUCCGAGACUUAUGACUUCGACUCCAUAUCCAACAUGCUGGGCAUGGAGAAGACUUCCUUCUCUGCUCAAGAAGAAGAAGGCAGCAAGGGACUGAUUCAUUACAUAAUCAAUAUAGACUGGCGUUACCAAGUAUGGAAGGCGGGAGUGACGAUCACAGACAACUCCUUCCUCUAUUCUCUAUGGUACUUCUCAUUCUCCGUGAUGGGUAACUUCAACAACUUCUUCUUCGCUGCCCAUCUACUAGAUGUCGCUGUUGGAUUCAAAACUUUGAGAACCAUUCUACAGUCCGUCACGCAUAAUGGAAAACAGCUGGUCCUGACGGUGAUGCUGCUUACCAUCAUAGUGUAUAUCUAUACCGUGAUAGCGUUCAACUUCUUCCGCAAGUUCUACGUGCAGGAGGAAGACGACGAGGUCAAUAGGAACUGCCAUGAUAUGCUUACGUGCUUCGUAUUCAACCUGUAUAAAGGAGUACGAGCCGGCGGCGGUAUUGGCGACGAGCUGGAGCCGCCCGAUGGAGACGACUCCGAGGUCUACCGCAUCAUAUUCGACAUCACAUUCUUCUUCUUCAUCAUCGUCAUCCUGCUGGCUAUUCUGCAGGGUUUGAUCAUCGACGCGUUCGGUGAACUGCGUGAUCAGUUGGAGUCGGUGAAGGAAGACAUGGAGUCCAACUGCUUCAUCUGUGGCAUUAAUAAAGACUAUUUUGAUAAAGUGCCGCACGGGUUCGACACUCACGUCCAGAGAGAGCAUAAUCUAGCGAACUACAUGUUCUUCCUUAUGCAUCUCAUUAAUAAGCCCGAUACGGAAUAUACAGGUCAAGAAACGUAUGUAUGGAAUAUGUACACGCAACGAUGCUGGGACUUCUUCCCUGUCGGAGACUGCUUCAGGAAACAGUAUGAAGAUCUAAUGGGAGAAUAGACAACUACACCAUAAACAAUCUCGCUUAAACGUAGCAAUUUCAAAUUUAUUGCUCAAAGUGAACACCAAUGAAUAGAAAUAAUCUAUUGCAACUUUCUUACACGUCGGUACAAUAAUUUUGUAAAUAAAUCUGUAUUUUUUUCUUCGUAUUUAUGUUUGAAUAAACAUGGCGUGUUAAUGUUUAUAUAAUCUAUGUAUGUACGAUAAAGAAUUACGGUUGUGGAUUACAGAGGAAAUUAAAACAAAAAUCCAGUAUUUAAUUGAGAAAAUUGUCCUUGAAAGAAAUAGCUUCAACAUAAAUUGUAUUAUUCUUGCGAUUUCUCGUCGAAAAUCCUAAAUAAAACUUUAGAAACAGACAAACGGUUUUAUCUAUAUCUUUAAAUAAGUCUAACAUAAGGUGGCCUUUCCAUGUAAACUUUUCUAUUUUUAACUAUUUCGAUAUAAUAAUAUGUAUAAGGUAAAUAA